CAGCAGACAGCUUCAGCUCUCCAACAACCACUGAUGCACUGCUGCUUUCUCCCUUCCCCUUCCUAGCCGUUCUCCUUCUUUCGUUUCGUCCCCACACUGCCUCUCAUUCAUCCCCUCUGUGCUUUCCCCCCUUCCUUGCCUCCACUCUGUCAUUCUGCCCUGCACUUUUUCCUCAGGCGGAUAUAAAGGCAGGUCCUGUUGGAGGGAGAGGGCUUGUGUAAUCUCUGGCUGCACAUGAGCGCCCGAGAGCCGUCGCUGCAGCUGGAAAAGCAACGCAGCAGAGGACCCGCAAACACCUAGAGGUCGAACCCCGGGACGGGAGGAGGAAGAAGGAAUACCUCUGAGGAAAGAAAGGAGGGAAAAAAGCAGCAAGAGAUUGGAGUUAAGGCUGCAGGACCAUGCCGGGCUCUUUGGUGCUGCUGCUGCUGCUGUCCCUGCUGGUGCUGUCCACAGGAAGUGAUGCCAAAAGAAUCAGGAAAAGAGGACUCAACCAUAAGGACUACGAGUACCCGAACCACCCCCAGUCCACACAGCACCAAAAGAACGACCGGUGUCCACCUCCGCCCCAGAUGCUGCCGGAGCGAGCCUGCGAGGUGCCGGGCUGUCGCUCAGACUCGGAGUGCGAGCGCCACAAACGCUGCUGCUACAACGGCUGCAUCUACGCCUGCUUGGAGUCUGUUCAGCCGCCACCAGUGCUGGACUGGCUGGUGCAGCCCAAGCCUCGGUGGUUGGGAGGCAACGGCUGGCUGUUGGACGGUCCUGAGGAGGUCCUGCAAGCUGAGGCCUGCAGCACAACCGAGGACGGAGACGAGCCUCUUCACUGCCCUACAGGCUACGAAUGUCACAUCAUCAACCCAGGAAACCCCGCCGCUGGCAUCCCUAACCGGGGACAGUGCAUCAAGCAACGUGGCAACUCUGAUGGACGAGGCUUGAGGCACAAAUACUUCAAGGACUACAAGGACUACUUGGGUACUGGUUCCAACAAUGCAGUAGGCUACGAAAAACAUCAUCACAAGCACCUGGGAUGAAAUCAACAGACCUCAGCCUUAUCUACGACCAUAACACAACCUCAGACAUCAGCCCAGUCCUGUCUGAGCUGCUCACACCUUAUCCAGGAUCACAUUUGACCUUUUUAACUACACCUACAGCUGCUACCUCCUCUUUGCAAAGCCCCGUCUUGCGGUCUUUUCUUCAGUCACACAUCUGGGAGACAAGUCUGAUGCACCUACAGCGCACAGCCAAAGAAAUACGUGUUUUAUUUGUCUGCCUGUCUGCAAAAGGAAGCACAAAGGGUGUUGAUGCUGAAGCAAGGGGAAGAGAGAGCAGGGUGUGCACCAAAGCUGUUUGUCAAAAAAUCUCAAAGGAAAUAAGGAGCCUGUGCCAUUUUUCAUUUCUUUGCAGGCCUCUCCCUCCCUACAGCUCAUUCUUAUUCUCACACACAGACAUGCUCUCUAACCUUAAGGCCGGUCAGCAGGGAAAAUCAGGACCAUGUGGCCCUCGUACUGAGUCUCAGAAGGGCUGCGCUCAAAAUUCUUUUCUUUCUGAAAUCUGGAAAGUUUUACAGGCAAAGACGAACAAAGUUCAGGUGUAGUCGGUGCAUCAUUAGAUCAAAUCCAAAUGUGAUUUAAUAUUUGACCUGAUAACUCCAAUUAAAGUAAUCGAUGCCAUGUGAGUGUGUGAACCGGGACAGUUUUGUAGGAUUUAGCACAGCUGUAGAGUUGUUUCAUCCAACAGAUGGUGACUGUGACUUUAUUGCUAUGAAAAGCAAUAGUAAAAUGAGACAGAUUAGUUUAUUUCAGAUGCUAAUUUGAGAUACUUCAUCUGCGGAGGAAGAAAGCUUUAAAAGUUUAAAUAAGCCUACAGAAGGCAAGUUUUACUAAUUUUAAGUUGAAUAUUCCUUUAAAAUUAAACUCUGCAUAGAUCGUAUCUGGAUUUAAUUUGUGGAAACAGAUUUGCUGCAGUGAUGUCUUUAAUUGUGGAAGUCAUACAACAAAUAUUUACCAGCUCGAUGUGAUCAUUUCAUCAUUUUCAUGUGUUUUUUUGUGUGUGUUAGGUUCCGACAAACACAGUAAUGGUCAGUAAUAGUCCCUGAUGCAGUACAAACGUGACAACGAAACAGGAAUUUUGCACAGUGCAGAUAUUUUUAAACCCAUCGUCGGCUUUAUUCACAAACUUUCCGUGCUUCAGUGAACUGUUCAGGUUAAACUGCCUCUGUUAAACGGUGCUCCGCUUAAAUGCUGCCUAUAACGAUAACAGGAGAAUAAGCUGGUCACGUGAUAAGCUGAAGGUGUGAAACAAAAGCAUUCUCUGUGCAAAACUAAAGUGAUGUGUGAAUGUUACUAUCCUACUGGUGCUGCCUUGUUUAUUCUAAAUAAACCACAUUAUUGGA
Molecule: messenger RNA, 2389 nt
Organism: Stegastes partitus (bicolor damselfish)
Lineage: Eukaryota; Metazoa; Chordata; Actinopteri; Pomacentridae
Gene: wfdc1
Product: WAP four-disulfide core domain 1
Exons: 7
Coding region: 399-1028 (209 amino acids)
Biological process (GO): regulation of cell growth
Cellular component (GO): extracellular region
Molecular function (GO): peptidase inhibitor activity
Source: RefSeq, a predicted model, not a curated record